AUGCCAGUGCCAGGUCCAAUCCCGGAGCAGAUUGAGGCAUUGCCGAUAACUCCACCCGACAUUUCGGAUUGUUUUGGUGAGAAGUACUUCAAACCCGACAGCCGAGCUAUCAAGAAAGCACUGCAUGUGCUUGCCACUGAAAGAUCGGCAUUGUCCCAUCUUGAAGACCUCUACACCACCUCACCGGACAUCCAAGACUCCCUCCUGAGGGCCAUCAGUCAUAUCAUUCAUUCCGAAUCUCGACACGGCAAGACGGUUUUCACGGGAGUGGGCAAGUCGGGCCACAUUGCGAAGAAACUCGUGGCGACAUUCGUGUCUUUGGGCAUUCACGCACAAUUUUUACAUCCUAUUGAGGCUCUACAUGGCGACCUCGGGGUUAUUCGACCGAAUGACACUAUAGUCAUGAUCACCUUUUCUGGAAGGACUCCUGAACUCUUGUCCCUUCUUCCCUACAUCAGUCCUGCCAUACCAUUGGUCGCGAUGACGGCACAUCUCAAUCCCAACACAUGUCCUCUUCUGUCGCACCCGUGCAGGUCCGGUUCCAGCGACGUUCUUUUGCCGACUACUAUCCCUGAAUCCGAGACCGCGUCGUUUGGAGUGUCCGCACCCACGACGUCCACAACAAUCACUCUCGCAUUGGGCGACAGCUUAGCGUUAGCCAUCGCCGACGAGCUACAUGCGGCGUCGGGGCUUCAAACGCCCGCCAUCUUCGCAGCAAAUCAUCCAGGGGGAGCUAUCGGAGCGGCCUCGAAGCCUUCACCUCAGGAGAUCCCACGGAUGUCGAAUCUUGCAACAAACGUGUCCGAGGUGCCGGUUGUAGCGGGACGACCAGGCCACAUUCUCAUGGGCCUGGAUCUCCUCGUGGCCGCUGUGCGGUCACCCCGGGGUUAUGUGCGAACGUCUGCAAAUCAUAUUGUUGGACCUCGACGGAUUCAAAAUCUGCGGGAUCCCGACCUGCCAAUUUCGGAGCUGCGGGACGAACUUGGCAAAAUCGAAAUCGAGAAAACCGAUUGGAUUUCCGUGCUUAGCACCACCACCGUUGACGAGUGUAAACGAUGGAUUCAUCAGAUGCGAGAAGAAGGCACCGGGCGAGGCAAGGAAUUCCUUCGACGAGGAACCCUGCUCGGCGUUGUUGAGCGUGAUGAGGUCACAGGCAUCGUCGAGAUUGAGGAUGUGAUGGGCGAGGACUUCUUUUGA
Messenger RNA from Capronia epimyces CBS 606.96, 1197 nucleotides. RefSeq lists its product as uncharacterized. Gene Ontology annotation, biological process: carbohydrate derivative metabolic process. The record is from RefSeq and is a predicted model, not a curated record. The transcript has a single exon. The coding region runs from base 1 to 1197 and encodes 398 amino acids. Gene Ontology annotation, molecular function: carbohydrate derivative binding. Lineage: Eukaryota; Fungi; Ascomycota; Eurotiomycetes; Chaetothyriales; Herpotrichiellaceae.